Messenger RNA from Plutella xylostella (diamondback moth), 4233 nucleotides. The record is from RefSeq and is a predicted model, not a curated record. NCBI's taxonomy places the organism in Eukaryota, Metazoa, Arthropoda, Insecta, Lepidoptera, Plutellidae.
AUGUGUGCAGCAUUUUCUCCGUUUGUCGGAAAUAUUUCCAGUUUCGACCACCAACAACAGGAUUGGUCUACGUUUACGAGUAGACUGGAGCAGUUUUUCCUGGCAAAUGGAAUAAAUGAAGAAUCCGAUAAAUCGGGAGUUAAGAGGCGCGCCAUAUUGUUGAGUGCACUCACAGACGAUUCCUUCAAAUUGGCGAGUAAUUUGGUUUUACCCAAUACGUUGGACAAAGUGAGCUUCCAAAACAUUAUUGAUGUGUUGGACGCCCAUUUCAUACCAAAACGGUGCGGAUUUGCUGAAAGGAGUAAAUUCUACGCCGCGUCACAACAGCAGGGGGAGUCGUACGCACAAUGGGCGGUCCGUUUAAGAGGCCUCGCCGCUCAUUGUAACUUUAAACAUUUAGAGGACGCCUUACUCGAUAAAUUCGUGAUGGGCAUGGCAGCGGGACCUGAACGCGAGAAAAUCUUCACCUUGGACAUAAAGGAACUGACAUUGUCAGCGGCGGUGGACCAGGCGGAGAGCGUGCGGUGCGCGCGCGCGGCGGCGGCGGCGAGUGCACCAGCGGGGACCAGCGGCGGCGGCGACGUUCUUUUUAAAAUAGAAGGAGUGUCGAAAUCGCAACCCGACACAGAUCGAGUGAAAUGUGCAGUGUGUGGACGCAAAAACCACAAAACUAGCGAGUGCCGGUUCGCUAGGUACAAGUGCAAAAAGUGCAAUUCUAAAGGUCACCUACGCAAAAUGUGUAAUAAAGUAAAUUAUGUCGGCGAAGACAAUGUAAGCGAGGGCGAUGACGGUGAGUACUUGUAUAAUAUUCGUUGUCGAAACGGUACUCCUAUGUCAGAAACUGUACUGAUUAAAGAUAAGCUAAUGAAGUUUGAGAUUGACAGUGGUUCUUCCGUAACGGCCAUCUCUGAUGUAACUUAUAAUUCGUGUUUCAGUGAUGUACCAUUGCGGCAAACAAACAAAAACCUUUUGAGUUAUUCAGGAAACCAACUUAAAUGUUUAGGGUGUGUUAGUUUGCCUAUAACUUACGAGAACAAAACAAUUAACUUUGAAGUUUUCAUAAUUAAAAACGGCGGGCCACCGAUAUUAGGCCGUGAUUUCAUAUCAGCAUUCGAACUUCAAUUAUCUUCAAUAAAGUACUGUGAGCUUUCUAGUUUAGGUGAUAACGAACUCCAACAGCUAAUUCAUACAUAUUCGGAUUUAUUUUCAGACCGCCUCGGCUGUUUUAAUAAAUAUAAAAUAAAAUUGCACUUGAAGGAAGAUGCGAAACCGAGAUUUAUAAAGGCGAGACCGGUACCUUUUGCAUUGAGAGAGAAGUUAGAUAAGGAAAUUGAUAGGUUAGUUGAGUCUGAGAUCAUUGAACCUGUAAAGUUUUCGGAAUACGCGUCACCCAUUGUCCCGGUACUAAAGUCGGAUGGUUCAGUUCGGCUAUGUGCGGACUAUUCGCAAACCCUAAAUAAACAAUUGUUAAUUGAAAAAUACCCAUUACCAACAGUUCAAGAGCUUUUCACUAAAUUGCAUGGUGGGGUUCAAUUCUCAAAGUUGGAUAUGAAAUCCGCCUAUAACCAAUGCAUUAUUGAAGAUGAUAAAAAUGUAACAUGCAUUAAUACGCACAAAGGGCUUUUCAAAUACAAGCGUUUAGUUUUUGGGCUUUCUUCAGCACCAGCUAUAUUUCAAAAGGUAAUGGAGAGCAUUCUUGGGCACGAGGGGGUAUUAACCUUUUUAGAUGACGUAUUGAUAACGGGUAAAGACAGGCAGGAACACAUGGAAAGACUCAGACGCGUUUUACAAAGUUUCAAGGACGCAGGACUGACCUUACGCUAUGAUAAGUGUGAGUUUUUUAAGGAUGAGGUAUCGUAUUUGGGCUAUAUCAUCGAUAAAAACGGCAUUAGGAAAUCUCCUGAUAAAGUUAAAGCGAUUAAGGAGGCGCCCACUCCUAAAAAUGUAAAUCAGUUACAAUCAUUUUUAGGACUAGUUAAUUACUAUCGUAAUUUCGUACCAAAUGCAUCCUCCGUGCUCGCGCCUCUGUACGAUUUACUAAAAAAAGAUAAGAAAUGGUCGUGGUUAAAAGAACAUGACACGGCUUUCUGUGCAAUAAAAAAUGAGUUAUCUUCGGAAAAAACAUUAGCUCAUUUUAACGUUAAUGCUCACAUAAUUUUGACAGUAGACGCGUCAAAUUUUGGGUUAGGGUCAAUUCUUUCUCAAAUAGGGGAAGACGGUCUGGAACGUCCUGUGGCUUACGCCUCCCGCACUCUAAAUUCGGCAGAGAAAAAGUACUCUCAAAUUCAAAAAGAGGCAACGGCCAUAAUUUUUGGAAUACGUAGGUUUCACCAAUUUUUAUACGCGAGAUCGGAGCCAUUUACUCUACGAACGGACCACAAGCCCCUAGUUGCAAUUUUUGGACCAAACCACGGAGUGCCGGAGGUUUCAGCAAACCGCCUGCAAAGAUAUGCAAUUUUUUUAUCUGCGUACAAUUACAAAAUUGAAUAUGUGCGCAGCGCACAUAAUAGCGCAGAUUUCUUAUCACGAGCGCCCUUAGAACCGGGUUGUGCACGUGACGAUAGCAAGUCGUCGCUCGGCCUCGGGGCCACGCAACAAGAGACUACCGCUUAUGUAAAUUUUGUCAUAGAUGGUAGCUUGCCAGUUACUCACAAGAUUUUAUCAAUUGAGACUGGACGUGAUACAGUGCUACGUAAAGUUGUUACGUACGUGCAGGAGGGCUGGCCAAAAAAAGUUUCAGACCAGAGUUUGAAACCGUAUUACCUGUGCAGGCUUCAACUUUCGUUCGAAAAUGGUGUGUUAUUACGAGGGCAUAAGGUGGUAUUGCCGGAAGUUUUACGUUCGAAAAUUUUAGACGAACUGCAUACCUCACAUCUAGGCAUCGUUAAGACGAAAGCAUUGGCACGAUCCAAAUUUUGGUUUCCUAAAGUCGAUGAAGCCAUAGAUAAAAUGAUAGGAGAAUGUAGCAUUUGUGUUUGUUUACGGCCAGCGCCGCCGCGCUCACCUAUUGUUUCAUGGCCAUACCCGAAACAAGCGUUUGAUAGAAUUCAUUUAGAUUUUCUCGGUCCAAUCGAUAACAGGAUGUUUUUAGUAAUUGUCGAUGCCUAUUCUAAAUGGGUCGAAUGCUAUGACAUGAAGAAUAAUGUUACGUCAUCCAAUUUGGUAAAUAAGUUGUGUGAUUUUAUGUCACACUACGGGAUACCCUCAACUCUGGUCAGUGAUAACGGCACGGCCAUGACAUCAGAUUGUUUUAAAAACUUUUGUAAACUAAACGGAAUUCAACAUCUCACUUCUCCGCCAUACCACCCGGCUAGUAACGGCCAAGCCGAAAGUUUCGUCAAAGUCGUAAAAAAGGGCAUAAAAUGUGCUUUGCUACAGGGUCGUAAUGCGGAAAGUAUAAAUAAUAGGUUGCUUAGGUAUCUUUUUGAUUACCGCAAUUCGGUGCAUACCACAACAGGGCAAUCUCCAGCUUCAUUAGUAUUUAACAGGGAACUGAAAUCGAGACUCGAUCUCAUUUUUCCACCGUCACCGCCCCCGACAAAUAAUUUAACUAAUACAGUUUAUGAAAAACAGUGCUUACAGAAUAAAUAUCGAGGUGGUACACUUAGGAAGGACUUUAUCGCUGGCGAUGACGUCAUGUACAAGAAGCAUUUAAACAAUAAUAAAUUCAUUUGGAAAAGAGGAACAAUAGUGGAAAAGCUGGGCAAGAUUAUUUAUCUUGUGAGGGAUUCAGUUGACAAAAAUUUAGUAAAGAAACAUAAAAAUCAGAUUUUUAAGUAUAAAGGGCAAUCUCUAAACGAACAUUACGAUUUUAGCCUGGAUAAUGACAACACGCAGUUUUCGUUUAGAGAAGGGGAAGAGUUGGUUGGACACUUUAAUAGUCCUAGCACAGAGCCCGGGGCUUCGGCCUCCACUCUUCACCAGGAGGCACCGACAGAUGAUGUCGAGUUUACCACUCCACACCAGUCCCCGGAGCGGCCGCGCUCCCCCGAUGAGGAAACACGCGAACCUGUCCCUUCCCGUACUAGAUUAGGAUUAAGAGAUAUACCUAGAGUUGACUAUAGGAAAUUAUUCUAGUUUUUGCAAGCCUUUAAAUAUUAUUAUACUUAGUUGUAAGCUUUGGUGGAGGGAUAUUAGGUAUGUAAGUACUUAUACCUAGUAAUAGAUAAGGCGCGUGCUACGUCACCGCUUCACUAACACCGUUAGUUGAAAUAAAGGUCAGUGUCAAUCGAG